Messenger RNA from Ogataea philodendri, 528 nucleotides. RefSeq lists its product as uncharacterized. NCBI's taxonomy places the organism in Eukaryota, Fungi, Ascomycota, Pichiomycetes, Pichiales, Pichiaceae. The coding region runs from base 1 to 528 and encodes 175 amino acids. The record is from RefSeq and is a predicted model, not a curated record. The transcript is spliced from 2 exons.
AUGGAACCUGCUAGCCACGAAGAGUUUACCAACAGCAGCACAGAACCAUCCAAAGAUCUGGGCCAGCGGGUUGAAAACAAGGUCCUUGUCGCUUGGCGGCGGCACAUCGUCUCCUUUGGACCCGCCAAAGAACCAUCCGCCGAAACCAGCAAUCACCACAAGCAGAACCAUGAGCAGGUUGUAGAACAGCUCUCUGCUACGUUCUUGCGGCGAGACGUUCAUGUUGACGCCGUCGAUGUCGUUGAAGCUUCCAACGUCGCCUGUGGUGUCUGGGGUGUCGUCCUCACCGCGGCUGAUGACGUUUUCGAGCAGCGGUUCGUGGUCAGAGAGAGGAUUGGCCGGGGAAAGGUGGAUGGGGUCGACAUGUUCUGCUUUGCCGUGUCCGUACACCAGACACUGCCAAAGCAGCACCACAUCGGCCAGGGUGUAGUAGAUGGCCAAAACGAUCAUCGUGGGCAAGACUCCUUGCAAAAUGGCGCCCACCACGUUGAACAGAUCGCCAAGCAGCCAGAGCACCACGAACAUUAG